Molecule: messenger RNA, 2852 nt
Organism: Coregonus clupeaformis (lake whitefish)
Lineage: Eukaryota; Metazoa; Chordata; Actinopteri; Salmoniformes; Salmonidae
Gene: phlda2
Product: pleckstrin homology-like domain, family A, member 2
Exons: 2
Coding region: 153-569 (138 amino acids)
Biological process (GO): positive regulation of apoptotic process
Molecular function (GO): phosphatidylinositol phosphate binding
Source: RefSeq, a predicted model, not a curated record
UAACGCAACUCUGGAUUAUCGCGCCUUCGCUGAGAAGCUCCUUCUCCGGGGACUUUGGAAGAAACAACAGAGGAAUCUACCACCUCUGCCAGCGUUUGCUUCUCUCUAAAAAUAAUAAAAACAACCAGAGUUGUUCCACUGACACUAAAACAAUGAAAAUGUCAGCAGAGCAGAUUUCCGAGGUCCUGAAAGAGGGAGAGCUGGAGAAGAGGAGUGACAACCUCCUUCAGUUCUGGAAAAGGAAGACAUGUGUCCUGACCACGGAUAGCCUCAACAUCUAUGCCGACACGCAGAAGCGCACCAAGAGCAAGGAGCUCAAACUCCAGUCUAUCAAGAAAGUGGACUGUGUUGAGCGCACUGGCAAGUUUGUCUACUUCACCAUUGUUACCACGGACAAUAAGGAGAUAGAUUUUCGGUGCUCCGGUGAAGAUAACUGCUGGAAUGCGGUGAUCACCAUGGCGUUGAUAGACUUCCAGAACAGAAAGGCCAUUCAGGACUUUAAAACGCGACAGGACGACGAGAGCGGGUCCCCAGGACAGCACGAGAGCCGCAUGGCCAGAGCUCCCUGAAUUACUUUGGGAGAUUAGCUACCACACUCCGAAUAUGAGUCAGUUAUGGACCAAGAAGAACAGGAACUUGGACCAAAGGAAGACGUCACCCGGUCCGUGGAUGAAGGAUUGUUAAGGACAUAUCAACGCGUUCCCUUAGGAACCUCUGUCCUGAUGAGCUUCUAAAAGAGAAUUUAAAAUGCUCAAAACUCAAGACUGAAUCCUUGAACUUUCAAGUAUUUCAAAGUGCGCUUUUACCGAGGAGGGAUGCCUCCUGAAUGACAAUGCAAAAAUGUGUUAAUUUAUUUGUGUCAAGAAAUUGUGUUUCUUGGAUACAUGCUUAUGUUGUUUAAAUUAUUUACUAUUUCAGUGUGUAUUUAUUUUAAUAAAUAUUCAUACAUUUUUGAAGAAAAUGUGGUCCUAUAGCCCAGUGGUUCCCAACCGGUGUUCAGCAGCACGCUUGUGUGCCUUCAGGAACUCUCAGGUGUGCCGCAAACUUUUGUUUUUUACACUCACUUAUAAACAGAACCUGUUGAAUGCACAUGUGAUUUUGACUUGGGAGCACUAGUGCCGGUCAGAUAAUACAUGAAAUGGUACAUGGUUACAUCUGUAUAAUUGUUUCAAGUCCAGUGUGCUCAGGCUGUUGUUACAAUUGUAUCAUUUGAAGGGCACACAUCACAAGCAAAGUCAUUUGUAUAAUUUUACUUUGUCUGUGAAAAGGCUUAGACAGAGACAUAUAUUUCUUAUGGCUCUGGACUUAGCUAUACCACAGCCUCUGCCAUAGAAACAAACAAAGCAUGGCUUUGUGUCUGUGACUGCACCUUUGCAAUGCAGAAAACAGCUUGUCUGUAGCCCAAAUCGUUAAAAAACUAAAGACCUAUUUUACUGGAGCUACAAUUCCUUUCUGAGGCAGAUUUGCGAGACGCUCUUAAAGGGGUACACACAAAUGAACUAUCAUGAGUAAGGAACUAUCUUACUAUCUUUCUAUGGUAGAGGUAGUGGUAUAGCUAAGCCCAGAGCCAUAGGAAAUACAUGACUCUGGCUAAGCCUAAUCAGACUUUUCACAAGCAUUUCGCUACACCCUCAAUAACAUCUGCUAAACAUAUUUAUGCAACCAAUAACAUUUUAUUUUAUUUGAUUAAUUAUCAAAUAAAUCCUAAUUAAUCUAUAAAAACACUUGUCACAGAAAAUUUAUGAUUUUGCAGUUUGGAUCACCCAUUACGGUGUGCCACGGUUAAAAAAAGGUUGGAAACCACUGCUAUAGCCUAUAUUUUUCUCUCUCAUGUAUUGGUAAAUAAAUGUUAUGGAUAAAAUGUAGAGUGAUGUUACAUUGACAAAAAUACAGAUCAUCAUAUUAAUCCCCUUUUAAUUCUCUCUAUUAAUCAUAGCCUUUAUCCGUGAAAUCCUUUGUAAGAUUUCAAUUUGCAUUGAGGUACAAAUUGAGAUGAGAGUAAUAUAAAUGAAAAGAUCUAUAAAAUAUAUUUUAUGUUAUGUAUCCACCAAUGAAAUAUACAGUAACAGCAUGCUGUUAAAUUAUGCCAAAUCAUCACCCACAGCACAAUGGCUUCCUGAGAUACUACACUUAUGAGCAGUCUAUGAUAGGAAAGUCCCUCUCUUCUUUUAUCACAGGUUGCACCCUGUUUGUCACCUCCGGUCGUCAUGCUUUAUUAUACAUACUUUAUGACUGAUAAAGGUUGUGGUUUUACUAAACCUGUAUCAACGGGCCCUUUGAGCACAUACCUUUACUGCCAGGGUGUGUUUUACCCAGAGCCUGAAGGAAUCUGCGGGGGUGAAUCACCUAACGACAUGCGUGGAAAUCAAACAUACCUGGGGAUUAACCUCAGAACUAGAAUGAGAUUCUAUUUCUAGGAUUAAACCAAACCAAAUAUUGAUAUAGAAUAUGAAUCAUUACAGUUUUAAUGGUUGAACAUGCGGACAAUGUUGUACAGGUGAUAAGAGAACUUUCCCAAAGAUGCUAGUGUAGCUCUAGCCAUACCUUACCCAGCACAUGCAUACACACACACACACACACACACACACACACACACACGCACAGGACAGGGCAAACACAGGGAUGUGUAGCAAGGUCCACUUUACUGCCCUGUUAUCUACACACAAAAUGACCUGCCCAUGGUUAUCAUGUUGAGUUAGACACCCUGCUAUAGAAUGACUCACAAUGACUCACAAGAAGCCAUAAAACAGGGAAGUUAUGCAAUCUUUAUCCAAACACCUUAUAAGUGUAAAUUGGAACACCUGUGUAAAUGUUUGUGGUGUGCCUGUGUCGAAAUAAAGGAAACACCAACA